Penicillium roqueforti is the source of this 1437-nucleotide messenger RNA. RefSeq names its product aldehyde dehydrogenase. Lineage: Eukaryota; Fungi; Ascomycota; Eurotiomycetes; Eurotiales; Aspergillaceae. Gene Ontology annotation, molecular function: succinate-semialdehyde dehydrogenase (NAD+) activity. The transcript is spliced from 4 exons. Bases 1 to 1437 code for a protein of 478 amino acids. The record is from RefSeq and is a predicted model, not a curated record.
AUGGCGCAAUCUAAUAAGGCGGUGACCCCGCUUAUCAUCAAUAAUGAGUCCAUUGAGACCGAUAUCAAAUUCGAGGUUCAUGCCCCGGCUACCGGCGAGCUGAGUGGCUAUUGCUACGGCGUGUCGGUCGACAAUGCCAACCGCGCAGUCGACAGUGCCCAAGCCGCCUUUCUCUCGUGGAGAAAGACCAAGCCAGCCGAGCGCCGCGACAUCCUGUUGAAAGCCGCUGACAUCAUGGUCUCACGCAAAGAGGAACUGAUCCAGUACCAGCGCGAGGAGACCGGUGCCGGCCGGCCUUUCAUAGAGAUCACUUUCAAUAUGGGUUUGAACUUCAUCAAGGAUUUCGCGGGCCGGAUAUCCACGAUCGAGGGUAUCGUACCGAAUGUCGCCGGGAAGGACAUGGGAGUCAUCGUAUACAAGGAGCCGUACGGAGUGAUUCUGUCAAUUGCGCCAUGGAAUGGUCCUUACAUCCUGGGUAUGCGCGCCAUUGCACUCCCUCUUGCGGCUGGAAACACCGUCGUUCUCAAGGGCUCGGAGCUCUCACCCAAGUGUUUCUGGGUUCUGGGCGACAUCUUCCGCCAGGCCGGUCUUCCCGCCGGAUGUCUGAAUGUCAUCUUUCACCAGCCCUCCGACGCCCCGGCCGUCACCAACGCGCUCAUCGCCCACCAGGCUGUGCGCAAGGUGAACUUCACCGGUAGCACAGGAGUCGGCUCGAUUAUCGCUUCUCUCGCGGGCAAACACAUUAAGCCUGUGCUUCUCGAGCUCGGCGGUAAGGCGUCCGCGAUUGUUUUGGACGAUGCGAACUUGGAUAGGGCUGCCAUGAACUGUGCCAUUGGAUCCUUCAUGCACGGCGGUCAGGUCUGCAUGGCGACCGAGCGGAUUGUCGUGCAGCGCUCGAUCGCAGAUGCGUUCCGACAGAAACUUACCGAGACGACUGAGAAGUUGUUCGGCAAGGACGCGCCCGCGCUAGUUCUCGUCAACGCCGCGGCCGUCGCCAAGAACAAGAAGCUUGUGGCGGACGCCGUGUCUCAGGGAGCUAAGCUGCUGUAUGGCGACCUUAAUACAAGCGAAUCCACCAACGCAGGUAUGCGGCCGAUCGUCGUCGACGGUGUCACCAAGGAGAUGGACUUGUACGCGACCGAGUCGUUCGGUCCGACCGUGUCGUUCAUGGUGGUGGACACCGAGGACGAAGCGAUUGCACUGGCCAAUGACACCGAAUACGGUCUGACUGCGGCUCUGUACACCAACAACCUGUUCCGCGGAUUACGGGUGGCUAAGCAAAUUGACUCUGGAGCCGUUCAUAUCAAUUCUAUGACUGUCCACGACGAGGCUGUCCUUCCCCACGGAGGAUGGAAGAGCAGCGGCUUUGGUCGCUUCGGAGGAAUUGCUGGAUUCGACGAAUUCCUCCAGACUAAGACUGUCACUUGGGAAGAGUAG